AGAGACAGGUUGAUGGAGCAAGGUGCCUGGCCUGGGUGGGGAUGUGGUGGCGAGAAUGCAGCAGUAGAUGUGGCAGAGUGUGCCUUUGUUAUGGGCCAUCCAGAAAGGUCCUGCUGCAUCUGAGCAGCACGAGCCCUCCGGGAAGUAGGUCCAGGGUGGGUUUGAGGAGUUCAGGACCUAUGGAUUGGCACACAGGCUGAAAAAGGAGGCCGCUGGCAAAGGCAGGUGCAAAGCCUUGGUCCCUUCGGAGAAUCAUCCAUCAUCAGAGAGGACCCAGAUAAACUAGAUGGCAGCGACCGAGGCGGUGCACCACAUCCACCUACAGAACUUUUCGCGCUCACUCCUGGAGACCCUCAAUGGGCAGCGGCUAGGCGGUCACUUCUGCGAUGUGACUGUCCGCAUCCGUGAAGCUUCCCUGCGUGCGCACCGCUGCGUGUUGGCCGCGGGCUCACCCUUCUUCCAGGAUAAGCUGCUGCUUGGCCAUUCAGAGAUUCGUGUGCCCCCGGUGGUGCCCGCGCAGACGGUGCGCCAACUGGUCGAGUUCCUGUACAGUGGCUCGCUGGUGGUGGCUCAGGGUGAAGCGCUGCAAGUGCUCACAGCAGCGUCCGUGCUUCGCAUCCAGACCGUCAUCGAUGAGUGCACGCAAAUCAUCGCACGUGCCCGUGUCCCCAGCACCCCAGCGCCUGCACCUCUGCCACCACCCGUGCCCCCUCCACUUGCUCCUGCGCAGCUGCGCCACCGUCUGCGCCACUUGCUGGCCGCCCGCCCCCCGGGUCACCCCAGCGUAGCGCACAGCCGCAAGCAGCGCCAGCCUGCACGCCUGCAGCUGCCUGCACCCCCAGCACCCAUCAAGGCCGAGGGGCCAGAUACGGAGCCAUCGCUGACUGCCGCCCCUGAAGACAGAGGUGAAGAGGAAGACGAUGAGGAGACAGAUGAAGAGACCGACGCCGAAGAGGGUGAAGGCGGCGGCGGCCCAGGCGAGGGCCAAGCGCCCCCUGCUUUCCCCGACUGCGCAGGGGGCUUCCUUACAGCCACAGCUGACAGUGCGCGUGAGGACCCGCCUGCAUCCACCGGCAUCACUGAUUAUAGUGGUGCCGGCAGAGAUUUCCUUCGCGGGACUGCUGUGACCGAGGAUGUGUUCCCAGAUAGUUAUGUGUCUGCUUGGCAUGAGGAAGGCAACGGGGGUCCAGAAGGUUGUCCGGUGGAAAGUUCUGCUCCACCUGACUGUGCUCUAGCUGGGCCUCGACCUACCAGUGUGAAGACCCCUGGACCACCUGUGGCUCUCUUCCCCUUUCACCUGGGUGCCCCAGGUCCGCCAGCACCAACACCUCCUACUCCAUCAGGGCCAGCCCCUGCACCCCCGCCCACCUUCUACCCCACACUCCAGCCAGAUGCAGCCCCCAGUGCUCAGCUCGAAACUCCCACUGUGUCUGCUGCCCCUGCUGCUCCAGCCACAGUCAUCUCAGGCACUCCUGGGCGCGCACCUGGUGCCUCAGGUGCUGAGCAACCUGCCUAUGAGUGUAGCCACUGCCGCAAGACUUUCAGUUCCCGGAAAAACUAUACCAAGCACAUGUUCAUUCACUCUGGGGAGAAGCCACAUCAGUGCGCAGUGUGUUGGCGAUCCUUCUCGCUACGUGACUACCUGCUCAAGCAUAUGGUCACACACACUGGCGUGCGAGCCUUCCAGUGUGCUGUGUGUGCCAAGCGCUUCACGCAGAAGAGCUCACUCAACGUGCAUAUGCGCACACACCGGCCGGAGCGCGCGCCCUGCCCUGCCUGUGGCAAGGUUUUCUCCCACCGCGCACUGUUGGAGCGCCACUUGGCAGCUCACCCGGCACCUUGAUUGGGAUCCAGCUGUACACAGUAUGGAGGUGCAGUCAGACCCCUGGACUCGGUCCACUCCACCAGAAGGCUCUUGCUCCGGAGUAUGGGACCCUCUCUCUUCCCCACUCUCACCCCAUUUUCCCUGUGGACUUGGGACUCAGAACCCGAUUUCCCUCCUACACAUGCUUAGCAUCUCUGGAUGGGACAUGCCUGGGUGGAGGAUGGUCAGGGACUCUGCCACCUCAGAGACCUAGACCAUUUCCAGGUUGAGCUGGGCACACAGACUCUUGCAACCUGAUGCAGGAUUUUCGCCCCACCCCCUAUUAGGGUAUCAUGUCUAGGGCUGGCCUCUGCCCUGAUGCUGGGCUAGUGUCGAGUCCUGCUUGACAUGCUGAACGGGUUCUGAAGGGGGGAGUGUGGGGGAAACGAUAGCUAUGAAAUAUAGAUGUAGAUGAAGAAAAAGACAGAGACACAGGAUAACUUCCAGAGGUUCUGGGUCAGUACCGCAGACCUCGACUUUAUUGCUAACAGCCUUUAUAUACACAAAAGCAAAGGGAGGCAAAAAGACCUCCCCCUUUCGAGGACAUCGCAGUUCAAAGUACAGUUAAGUGUAAACACUUCCUUAGUACUCAAGAUCUCUGGCGGCCACACCUUACAGCAAGCAUCCUGUAAAUAGGCCUUGAGGUGUAAGAUACCUGGUAACCAGCCUUUGGCCAAAACAUCCUAUCAUGCUGUCUUGCAGGGGAAAAACAAGCUCGGACUCUCUGAUCAAGAUGAAAACAGGCCACAAGCUGGGGGUCUCUGGGCCCCCACAUGCUAGAAUUCUCUGACCUCACCCCCAGUCUGGAGCCACCCUUCCCUCAUUUGGCACCCAUGGAGGCUCAGAUGGACCUACCAUGGGACUUUAGAAUUCCGUUCUAAUAAAGGACAUUGGGCCAGUG
Messenger RNA from Peromyscus maniculatus bairdii (prairie deer mouse), 2765 nucleotides. It is a transcript of the gene Zbtb45, whose product is annotated as zinc finger and BTB domain containing 45. The record is from RefSeq and is a predicted model, not a curated record. Gene Ontology annotation, biological process: regulation of transcription by RNA polymerase II. Gene Ontology annotation, molecular function: protein binding; DNA-binding transcription factor activity, RNA polymerase II-specific; RNA polymerase II cis-regulatory region sequence-specific DNA binding. Lineage: Eukaryota; Metazoa; Chordata; Mammalia; Rodentia; Cricetidae.